Molecule: messenger RNA, 744 nt
Organism: Ascochyta rabiei
Lineage: Eukaryota; Fungi; Ascomycota; Dothideomycetes; Pleosporales; Didymellaceae
Exons: 2
Coding region: 1-744 (247 amino acids)
Biological process (GO): pectin catabolic process
Cellular component (GO): extracellular region
Molecular function (GO): pectate lyase activity
Source: RefSeq, a predicted model, not a curated record
AUGAAGGCCACACUCGCAGCCGUUGCUCUUUUUCUAGGCACCGCGCUUGCGGCCCCAACUGCAACAGCUUUCCCCACGCCUGCUUCAUCAACCGGCCUCCCAGCCGCGAAGCUCAUCCCUGCCGGCACCGUCUUUGACGGCAAGAUGGUACGCUACAGCCGCUCUCCAGACACGUGCCAGGACCAGACGGAAACCGACGAAGCAGCCGCCAUGUUCAUCGCCGAAGACGGGGCCACGAUCAAGAACGUAAUCCUGUCCAAGGCGCAAGCCGAAGGCAUCCACUGCCGCGGCGCCUGCACGCUCGAAAACGUAUGGUGGGAGGACGUGUGCGAAGACGCGGCGACAUUCAAGCAGCCCGCAGGGAAGACAUCGCGCGUCAUCGGCGGAGGAGCAAAGGGCGCCGCCGACAAGAUCUUCCAGUUCAACGGUCGUGGCACCGUCAGCAUCAAGGACUUCUACGCUGAAGACUACGGUAAGCUGAUCCGCAGCUGCGGCGACUGCACCGCAAAUGGCGGCCCGCGCAACAUCAUCCUCGAGGGCGUGACGGCAAGGGACGGCGGCGUGCUGUGCGGCAUCAAUACCAACUUUGGCGAUACUUGCAAGAUCAUCGACUCGUGCCAGAGCAACAACAAGAGCUGCGAUCGCUACAAGGGCGUCGUCAAGGGCAGUGGCAGCUCGACCAAGCUUGGUUCGGGGCCGGAUGGAACGCUCUGCACGACCAGCGGGUUCACGAAGAGCUGCUAG